UAUAUUUUUCAGUUUUGUCCCCAAACAAAUACGUAACAGUGAGCAGGAAACCCUAAUAAGGAGAGGGGAAGAGGAAGAAGAUGACGAAGAAUUUGAAGGAAUUUUGAAUCGAAAGGGCUUAAUAGUAGUGAAUAGAAUGAAAUUAGAGUACUGUUUAAUGUAUUGUAUGUAAUUUCGAAACCCUAAUUUCGAUUUUGGGAUGUUGAUGAGAGAAAGGAAAGAAGAAGAAGAAGAAUGAGCAGGCCGUCGAUAAGGCCUCGGCCAUUGGACAUUCACAAGAAGCUUCCCAUAGUCAAGUCUGUCAAGGACUUAGAGGACGACGACACCCCUACUUCAUCUUCUACUCGCAACUCUCAGUUGUUCCGCUAUGCAAGCUUCGACUCCGCCAAUGACGUCCAUCCCAGCCCUGCCGCCGUCGCCGCUGCCAAAAGGAUCGCCGCCUCUGAGAUUCCCACUCCUCAGUUUGUUAUCGUUGAUACUUACGAGAGAGAUUAUUCCCGCACUUUCUUUCAGCCCAAUUCUUACUUGCGUGCUAGGGGAGCUCGGGCUGAACUCGGAGAGUUUGUGGAGUACGACAUUGACAAUGAAGACGAGGAUUGGCUUGAGGAGUUUAACAGAGACCGCAAGAUUCUUGCGCCCGACAAGUUUGAGUGUCUUCUGUUCAAGUUGGAAGUUUUGGAUCACAAGGCUCGGGAAAGGGCAGGAGUUAUAACACCUACUCUUGGUUCGCCAAUCCCUAUUCUUCUGCAGCAGGAUACUGCUAUGGAGGCUCUACAAGCUCAAGCUCCCUCUAUCAGAUAUGCUGUUCUCCAGUCUGUUUAUAAUUAUUGGAAAGAGAAGCGUGAGCGAUGGCAAAAGCCUGUAUUACGACGUUUACAGCCUCCUCCACCUGUUAAUGACACUAAUCCAUAUAAUGUCUUUAGGCCAAGGGAGAAGGCUCACAGACUGCACACAAGAAGGAUGCAAAGAAGGGAAAACAAUGUGCAGUCAUUUGAAAAGCUUCGCCAGGUUAGGCGCAACCUGGACCAAGCGAAGACUUUACUUGAGGCCUUAAUUAAGAGAGAAGAGAAGAAGAGAGAAGCUAUGGAAGCUGAAGUUAGUCUUCAGAGGAUCCAAAUGAAAUAUAAGCAUGAAACGGAGCUUAUGGAUGAUAGCUUGACUCUUCCUGGAUUCCCGCCAUCGGCUAAUAAGUUUAGUUUAGGGGAAGAGGACUUUCUUGAUUCAGAUGACAUUGUAAACAGCCGUACUGGUAUACGGCCUUCUGCAAUGCACAAUCAGCCUUUGGCAGAUUCCAAUAUGGUAUUAAUACCCACUGGACACAUUAAGCAAGAGUUUAGGCGGCGUCAAGUACCACAAGGAUGGCUUCAUAAAAUGGAUCCCCUUGAGCCAGUUUUGUUGUUUACGAGACCUUUAGUUCCAGAAAAGUUGGCAGCUGCGGGCAUUUCUGUACCAUCCGAUCCGUCAACAAAAGAUGAAGCUUCUACACCACCACCUUGUAAAUUCAGAGGAAGAGUUGGCCGUGGGGGUCGAAUAAUCUUUGAUAGAUGGAACCCAUUGUUGCACACACCUAUUGACUGUGGAAAUUCUCUUUAUUUGCCUCCCAAACCCCGGUCUGCAACAUAUAAUUGAUUCACUUACCCUGCUGCCAUGGAUUUUCUUCUGUGCAUUGCUGGCAAUCCAGUGGAAAGAGGUUCGUACCUUUAUUUGGAUGAUUCUAUUGCAGCAGGGAAGCACUCUAUGGCACAGGAUUAGUUUAAACUUUUUGAGAGGGAGAACCAAGGGUAAAUAUCAUGAUGGGAGGUAAAUAUUUCCUGCCACUUUGGCUAUGGCUAAGGAUUUUUUUUUGGUAGUUUUGAAAGAGCAGGAUAGUGGCUGUAUUGUGUUUGUAUGUAUUCAUCUGAUAGUCUUUGUUUGAAAAUGUAUUCAUCUUCAUCUUA
Humulus lupulus (European hop) is the source of this 1937-nucleotide messenger RNA. RefSeq lists its product as uncharacterized. Bases 235 to 1629 code for a protein of 464 amino acids. Gene Ontology annotation, biological process: regulation of transcription by RNA polymerase II. The record is from RefSeq and is a predicted model, not a curated record. The transcript is spliced from 11 exons. Lineage: Eukaryota; Viridiplantae; Streptophyta; Magnoliopsida; Rosales; Cannabaceae. Gene Ontology annotation, cellular component: piccolo histone acetyltransferase complex.